This is a messenger RNA of Sungouiella intermedia, 1395 nucleotides long. NCBI's taxonomy places the organism in Eukaryota, Fungi, Ascomycota, Pichiomycetes, Serinales, Metschnikowiaceae. The record is from the annotation of a GenBank genome assembly.
AUGGCCAACUGUCUCCCCGCUGUCGUCAUCGACAACGGCUCCGACACUACACGUGCCGGAUUCGCCCUGGAAGACAUUCCUUCUGUUGUUUUCAACUCAAACUACCAGAUUGAUGCCGAAGGGAAAACCAUCAUAGGAAACUCGCAAAUCAAUCAACAUCCUGACCUCGAGGUCAUGACGUUACUUGAAAAUGGCGUGGUGUACAAUUUUGACAACAUUGUUUACAAUUGGGAACACGUAUAUUCCAGCUUGGACGGCGGUAACGGUGUUGACUCUAAAGACCAUCCGUUGAUGAUGACCGAACAAACUUGGAAUACCCUGAAGAAUAAGGCUGCCAUGGCGCAGCUUGCGUUCGAAUCGUUGCAAGUGCCACUCUUUUCGUUGGUCAAGACGCCUUUGGCCCAGCUUUACCACAUGGGACUGUCGAGCGGUUUGGUGGUAGAUGUUGGAGCCUCUACGGCUAGUGUUACGCCUAUUUUGGAUGGUAUAAUCCAAAGAAAGUCGUGUUUCCACACCAAGUACGCAGGUGAUUUCGCCAAUUUGCACUCUUUGCGGAGCUUGGAGGCCAAGUUAGGAUAUGCGCCCGCCCAGCUCGACUACAACCGCUUGUUGCCUGCAAAGUAUACACUGGGAACGGUGCUGGACUCGUUCAAGCUGUACCAUGUCACCCACAAUCUCUUGUACAACUUUAAGCAGACCAUGCUUUCGGUCAGCGAACCCCCUCCAGGAAUGGCUCAGACACACCAGUACUACCAAGCACACCACCAUUCGCACCCUCCAUUCUUCCAGUUCCCGAACGGAUUCCAGGUGCCAUAUACCAACCAGGAGCUUAUUCCACUCACAGAGCCACUUUUUCUUCCUCACGUGUACAAGCUUCCCGGAGUUCCCGUGCCUGAGCCUGCCUUUGACCAGGCCAGUACUCAUGGUAUCUCUAAUUUGGUGUUAUUCUCCAUCAAAAGCUUAGAGAGUGCAUUCAUGGCCAACAUGUCCAACGACAGUCAAAGCUCUAACGCCAAUGCCCGUUUUAAUGAAGUUUUGCGUCAGUUAUUCACCAAUACACUUAUUACUGGCGGUGGCUCGUUGUUCUCGGGCUUUAGCGAAAGAAUCUGCGGCGACCUCCAAAGAACGGCCCCACAGUUGUUGCCUAACUACGUGAUCACUGGAUCCUAUAAAUUGUAUAUUAGUCCGUUGAAAAACCACUCCAACGGAGAUAUCAACGAUACCUUGGACAGGAAGUUUGGUUCUUGGUUGGGUGCAGCCAACUUGGCCAGCAUGCUCAACGAGACGGUCGAGGACGACGGAGCUAGCGUUAAUAUCGCUCUAGACAAUUGGUUUAUCUCCAAGGCCGACUACGAAGAGCUUGGAGAAGACCUCAUUAUUGAGAAGUUCAAGUAA